CAUCACCGAGUCUCUCUUAGAAGGCCGGUGUUUUUAAGGAUUCAGGCACAGACGGCAGACGGCAGGGCCCGGUCAGCACCUUCUCUUGAAGCAAAAUCUCUGGCUGCCCUUUCGUCCGCAAACUGCCGUACAUCGUGCCGUCCACCUAAAGACGCGACUCGCUGCGCUCUCGAACGUCAGGUCUUACUCACCUGUGGUGGCACUCCUUGAGACACCAGAAAUGGCCCCGCGGCAAUGCCAACUGUGCUCCUCAGCGCGAGCUGUCCUAAAACGCCCGAAGACUGGACAACAAGUCUGCAAAUCUUGCUUCUUCUAUGUCUUUGAAGAGGAAGUGCACGAGACCAUCGUCAAUGCACGGCUCUUCACCCCCGGUGACCGUGUCGCCAUUGGUGCCAGUGGCGGCAAGGACUCGACUGUCCUGGCGCACGUGAUGAAGACGCUGAAUGAACGGCACAGCUAUGGCUUGGAGCUGUUCCUGCUUUCGAUCGACGAAGGGAUCACUGGGUAUCGGGAUGACAGCCUGGAGACGGUUAAGCGUAACCAACAGCAGUACGACUUGCCGCUCAAGGUUCUCGGCUACCAUGAGCUGUACGGGUGGACCAUGGAUGAUAUAGUCAGAUGUGUCGGGCGGAAGAAUAACUGCACAUUCUGCGGUGUGUUUCGAAGACAAGCUCUGGAUCGGGGUGCGGCCAGCUUGGGAGUAGACCAUAUCGUGACAGGGCACAAUGCAGAUGACAUAGCAGAGACUGUACUUCUUAACGUAUUGCGAGGGGACAUAUCGCGAUUGGCACGUUGUACAGAGAUCUGCACUCGUAGUGCCGAGGGCUCGGAUGAAGAAUCGCAUAGCAGCGGUAUCCGACGUAGCAAGCCCUUCAAGUACGCUUACGAGAAGGAGAUCGUCAUGUACGCGUACUUCAAGCGACUAGACUAUUUUAGCACCGAGUGCAUAUACUCUCCCAACGCUUACCGCGGCUACGCCCGCACCUAUCUCAAAGACCUCGAGUCGGUCCGCCCAAGCGCGAUCAUCGACAUCAUCCAUUCAGGCGAACAGCUGAGCAUCAGUGGCGAUGCCAAGAUGGCCCAGCAGCGAACGUGCUCGCGAUGCGGAUACAUCUCUUCGAAUGAGCUCUGCAAGGCUUGUGUGCUGCUCGAAGGCCUGAACAGAGGGAUACCCACGCUUGGCGUCAGGAGCGAAAAGUCAAGAGUCAACAAGGCAGCUAUGGAGAACGCCAAGGGGAGCGACGUUGGAAGAAUGAUUCCGAAGUUCGAAAGGGUCAAUAUGCAAGCUGUCAGGUCUGGCGCGCCCAUCGAGCGGUCAACAGCAGAAACUAGCAAAGUCGCAGAAGGCGUAGCGCGCUGUGACUUUUAGCGUGGCCACAAGCGCCUGAAGAUUGUUUGCAAUUAGGCGUGGCUGUCCGGAUUUCAAUGCCUACCCUUGGCCUUUCAUGACACAGAUCAUCUCAGCUCCGCUCCCACCAACUUCUUCCCACAAGCGGUCAAACCUGUACUGUACUUAUAACCAUGUAGCAUACGUCAAACCCAC
Molecule: messenger RNA, 1543 nt
Organism: Tilletiaria anomala UBC 951
Lineage: Eukaryota; Fungi; Basidiomycota; Exobasidiomycetes; Georgefischeriales; Tilletiariaceae
Product: cytoplasmic tRNA 2-thiolation protein 1
Exons: 4
Coding region: 221-1369 (382 amino acids)
Biological process (GO): tRNA wobble position uridine thiolation
Cellular component (GO): cytosolic tRNA wobble base thiouridylase complex; mitochondrion
Molecular function (GO): tRNA binding
Source: RefSeq, a predicted model, not a curated record